Molecule: messenger RNA, 876 nt
Organism: Stylonychia lemnae
Lineage: Eukaryota; Ciliophora; Spirotrichea; Sporadotrichida; Oxytrichidae
Source: the annotation of a GenBank genome assembly
AUGAAAAACAGUAGAUCUUAUUUAGAUGAUGAUGAAGAGAUUAAAUCUAUGACUGAAUCAAGAAUGAGUAAAAGUGAUCAGAAAGGAGGUGGAUCAGAAGAUGGAAGUAGUGAAGAUGAAGAAGUAGAUAUCUCUAUUAAGCAGUAGGAGCUGAUUUUUAAUCCAGAAAGUAGUCUAAGAUAAUGGCUAAAAAAGCGUGGUAAAAAUGAAUUUAUUGACUUUGAUGACGAAGAAUUAAGAUAGCUUAGAGACUAUUUCAAUUCACUAGAUGAUGAUGGCUCAGGAUCCAUUGGAGUAGAUGAACUGGAAGGCCCAUUAAUAGCUCUAGGACUGGUUGAGAAUAGAUAGCAAGUUUAGGAUAUUGUUGAUUUGGUUGAUGAAGAUGGCUCUAGUAUGAUUGAGUUUGGGGAGUUUCUUUCAAUUAUCAAAGGAGGAAGCAAUGCUAAAGAAGGAAAUGAUGUCAGUGGGACUGGAGCAAUAUAUCAAUUCUUUAAAAAGUUAACCAGUGGACAACUCAAGCUUGAGGAGAAUCCCAAUAUCCCAUUUCAGUUGUUCAUUAGUGGGUACCGAAGGAGAAAAAUUCUAGAUGCAAUGAUGAAUAAAGAUAAAAACAAAAAGGAUGAGGGUGAUAAAAUUCUUAAUAACUAUAAAAAAUAAAUAACUGAAAGGACUGCAAGGGAGAAAGUAGACAAGGGAGAAGCAAGUGGGAAGACUACAGCUAAUUUAACUUAGAAAUUUGGCAAAAGAGAUUCUGCCUCUAAGAAUAAUAGUGUGUUUGACUUUGGAAUAACUUCAUAAAAUAAUAAUCAACAACUUGAAUCUUUCGAGCCAGAAAUUCUAUUAGACAUUUUAAAUGGGAAAUUUAAGAAAAAAUGA